AUGGCAGUCCAACACGGAAAUCAAAUAAACCAUGGUUGGUUUUGGUCGACUUACCUUACAGUAUACGGGCUAGUAAGGUUGAUACUGUACUUUGGCAGAGGAUUAUAUCAUUAUCCAGCUAUUACUAAAAAAGCCCUUAUAAAAUUAAUGGAUGAAAUGUUAUCUGAGGCAAGCAGCAAUACUGAGCAAGGUGAUCGAGUGCAAUUUAUUACAGUCUAUAUUCUAGAGGCGCAUGCAUCUGAUGGUUGGGCAAUGCCGUCAGUCAAUUCAGGUCUCGAUACUUGCUUAUUACAACCGAAAAAAACGGGAGCAAGGAUACAAAUUGCUAAAGAAUUCGUUGAUCGUUUCGAUUACAAAUUGCCAUUUUUUGUCGAUACUAUGGAAGGUGAUACCAUGAAGGCCUAUGGCGCUCAACCUGAAAGAUUGUAUGUGGUUAAAGAUGGGAAAAUUGCUUAUGAAGGUGGACCAGGUCCAUUCUGCUAUAGUAUAGACGAUUUAGAACAAUUUUUAGAGAAGUUGAUCGCCAACAAGUAA
Molecule: messenger RNA, 534 nt
Organism: Trichoplax adhaerens
Lineage: Eukaryota; Metazoa; Placozoa; Uniplacotomia; Trichoplacea; Trichoplacidae
Exons: 2
Coding region: 1-534 (177 amino acids)
Molecular function (GO): thyroxine 5'-deiodinase activity
Source: RefSeq, a predicted model, not a curated record